UUAUAUUUCCUUUCUUAUUUUUUUUGGGGCUAUGGCGCGGCUGUCCUCCCCCUCGAUCCCUCGAUUUCAUUUCUCAUUUUACCCUAAAAUCUCAACUCGUCUUUCCCUACAUAAAGCAUCUCUUGUUGCAACAGUUUCCCCUCAGACCCACUCCCUUUCGCUCUUUCUUUUUGGCUUUAUUGUAUAAUAAAAAACUUGCCCUUCCCCACCAGCCAUUGAUGAGCCCUUUUCGACUCAAGGCUCUCACCUUCAUGAUGAAUUGAUCUUUUUCUUCUUCUUCUUCUUCUUCUUUGGUUGUUCUGGGGUUCUGUUUUACCUCACCUUUUUGGGGUUUCCUCUUGAGAGAAAAAAUGGCUGAAAAGCUCGACUGUUCAGCCUCAAAUCUACUCUGUUCAGAGAACACAAGCUGUUGCUUUGAUGGAGAUCUCGAGUUUGGGGUUUCCCCUGCUGAUCACCAACGCUUUAAAAACCAAACCUUUAAUCAAAAUGACCCUUUUAUUAUAAACAACGGAUCAACUUCUUUGACGGGUUUUCCUGGUUUUGCAUUGCAAAGUGAUGAUGUAAUUAAGGAAAUGGUUGAAAAAGAGAUGAUGCAUUUGCCUGCAGAUGACUAUCUUAAGAGACUGAGAAGUGGGGAUUUGGACUUGAGUGCCAGAAGAGAGGCCAUUGAGUGGAUUUGUAAGGCUUCUGCUUAUUUCAGCUUUGGUCUUUUGAGCCUUUGCCUAUCCAUUAACUACUUAGAUAGGUUCCUAUCAAUGUACAACUUACCUAGAGAUAAAAGAUGGACAAUCCAACUGUUGGCUGUUGCAUGUUUAUCGAUUGCAGCGAAAAUGGAGGAGACAGUGAUGCCCUCAUCUGUAAAACUGCAGGUAGGGGAACCGAAGUUUGUGUUUGAAGCUAAAACAAUACAAAGAAUGGAGCUUUUGGUAUUAAGCACAUUGAAGUGGAGAACGCUUGUUUUAACACCUUGUUCCUUCAUUGAUUACUUCUUGAGCAAACUUUGUAACAAUCAAUAUCCUUUGUCGAUUUCGAUCUCUAGAUCAUUACGACUAAUGUCGAACAUAAUCAAAGGUAUCGAUUUGUUGGAGUUCAGACCUUCUGAAAUCGCCGCAGCAGUGGCCAUUUCCGUUUCGAGAGAAAUGCAAGGAUUCACCAUUGAUAAAGCUAUUUCGUCAUUCAUCUUUGUACAAAAGGAAAGAGUGUUGAAGUGUACCGAGGUGAUGAAAGAUUCAGCAUUCAUCAACGGCAGCACAACUCCUUCGGCUUCAUCCGCGCCUCGAAGCCCCAUUGGAGUACUGGAUGGCUCAACAUGUUUGAGCUAUAAAAGUGAUGAAACAAAACAUGCGUUAUAUACAAGUAGUUGUCAUCCUAGACCAGACAUUAAAAGGAGGAAGCUACACAACAAAUCAUCUCAACUUGACACCUGAAAUUACCAUCUUUUUUUCAAGUUUUGUCCUACUUUGGUCUGGUUUUGUAGCUGGAAAAGUGAGAUUGAAAAUGGGAAUAUACAUAGGAAUAAAAUUUCAAGGUGAAAAAUAAAAAAAAAUGAUUCAUAUAUAGUUAAAGAACCCACAAUUAUGCCAUGGUGGGUGUUGGUUUUAGAGAGAAAUACUACAGGUUUAUUAUUAUUUGUUGUAGUUUUUUCAAUUAUUUGCCUGAAAAAAAAUCAAGUUACAAAUUAUAAGCAAAA
Molecule: messenger RNA, 1690 nt
Organism: Hibiscus syriacus
Lineage: Eukaryota; Viridiplantae; Streptophyta; Magnoliopsida; Malvales; Malvaceae
Product: cyclin-D4-2-like
Exons: 6
Coding region: 351-1427 (358 amino acids)
Biological process (GO): mitotic cell cycle phase transition; regulation of cyclin-dependent protein serine/threonine kinase activity
Cellular component (GO): cyclin-dependent protein kinase holoenzyme complex; cytoplasm; nucleus
Molecular function (GO): cyclin-dependent protein serine/threonine kinase regulator activity
Source: RefSeq, a predicted model, not a curated record